CUGUCAGGAAGAUGCAGUUGUAAGUUUCUGGGGAGCCAGAACUUAUGGAGCCAUAGUGGGUUGGGGCGUUUACAGGUAUUCCAGGGAUGCACGCUGUGCUGGUUCCAAAGUCGCCCGGGGUCAAAGUAUUUUCCUAGAUAAAGCCCAACUCACCCAACUCCCCUGGUAUGCAUGUGCUGUUCCAUCACCUGUCUUCAGGCCUAGAGUCAACUCCCCCUACAAACAAUGACUACCCUGCCCCGACUUCUAUCUUUAGAUAGACCCUGGAGGUCCAGCAAGGCCCUCACUCCAAACCUCAGCUGACCCAAACAGUUGGAUAGAGAGGGCCUUAGCCUUAGGUCUGACUCCCUGGUACCUGUCUCCUGAGAGUCUGAGUGAGCCAAGUGCCCUCUGGGAGCCUAGGUCCCUUCAUCUAUCUGGGUUUCACUAUAGUCAUGGGUAAGGAUCACAAGUUCUGUGCAGUGUCAAGAUUAGUGUUAUUGGCAUUUGCUGGUUAAGUAAAACCAGGCUGGUGUUCAUGAAAUGUGGGUAGUUUAGGAGAAUUGAACAAAAACUUGCUGUGUGGCACCAGACAGGUGGAUUCCCCUCUCUGGGUUUUGGUUUGUUUGUCCAGCUGUGUUAAGGGAAGCCCAGAAGCCUGGCUUCUGAUAUCUAUGCAGCUAGCUGAACUGUCUUAUCAGGCUGUAUAACUGAGGUAUUACUGAGUAAGAAUAGGGAGGAGCAGUUGGAGACAUUUGGACUUUAGUUGGGAGAAACUGGGAGCCUCAGGGAAAUACUAGAUACCCUCCCAUCCGAGCCCAACCACAUGAAGGGUGAGGCUCAAUGAGUGGCCAGGCAAAUCCAAAGGGAUGAGUGUUAGCUAAGGAUGGAAUUACUGGAACUAACAGAAAUGGAUAGGGAAAUCAGAGAGGGCUUCCAGGGGAAGCAAUAUAGAUAAGCUUUGAAGGAUGUAUAGGAGUUUGCCAAGUAGAAAACCUAACCAAGAAGCCACUGAUGAAGAAGCCAAGUUUCCUUCUCCUUUGCUGGCACUUUGUGAAUAAUUCCUCCAGGAGGUCUCAGCCAAGCAUGGCCUCCCUGGGUUUUCCCCCAGGCCCCUGUGUGUGGUGCUGCUGAGUGCUCUGAUACUGGGUCUGCUCUUCGUGGCAGUCUACAGCCUAUCUCAUGGGGAGAUCACCUACGACCCUCUCUAUGCUGGGUUUGUCUGUAUAGCCUUGACUGUCCUGGAACUCACUCUGUAGACCAGGCUGGCCUCAAACCCAGAAAUCAGCCUGCCUCUGCCUCCCAAGUGCUGGGAUUAAAGGUGUGCGCCACCACUGCCAGGCUGAUGUUUCAAGCCCAAUUAUAACCUGAACUAAAAGCUAGUGGUGCUGAGAGCCUGUAAUCCCAACACUUGGGAAUCUGCAGCAGGAGGAUUUUUAUUUGUCCCAGGGCAGCCUAGGCUGCAGACCCUGUGUCAAAAGAACAGGACCAUUGUGUUGGCUUUAGCCACACCCAUACUUGGCCCUGUCCUUGCCAUGUCAAACCCACUUACCCGCUCAGUCCCACCUUCUCUGUCUCCAGUCUUUGUGAUCUUCUCCUUCACCUCGCUGGUGGACCUUGUCAUUGCACUCCAAGAAGAUGGCUACGUGGUGGGCUUCAUGGAUUUCUACACCAAGGAGGGCGAACCCUACCUACGCACCGCACAUGGCAUCUUCAUCUGCUACUGGGACGGUACUGUGCACUACCUGCUCUAUCUGACAAUGGCUGGUGCCAUCCGCAAAAGGAAAGGAUACCGGAACCUUGGGCUCUACUGGCUGGGGUCCUUCGCCAUGAGCCUCCUGGUGUUUCUCCCGGGAAACAUCCUUGGUAAAUACAGUUCAGAGAUGAGGCCUACCUUCCUCCUCGCCAUCCUCUACCUGCUGGUUCCAUGCUGGGCCGGCGUGAGGAUCUUCAACCAAUCCCGUGCACCAACCUCCUAUACCCCUGGCAUGGUACAGGAAGAACAGAAGAAGAGUCUCCUACAGCGUCCGGCUGACCUGACACUUACAGUAUACUUCAUCCUUGCUGCGCUUUUCACUGUUUUCCGGGGCCUGGUGGUACUUGACUGCCCCACAGAUGCCUGCUUCAUCUAUAUUUACCAAUAUGAGCCAUACCUUCGGGACCCUGUGGCCUACCCAAAGUUGCAGAUGCUGAUGUAUUUGUUCUAUGCUCUACCGUUCUACUGCCUGGCUGCAUAUGCCCUCACCUUCCCUGGCUGCUCCUGGCUGCCAGACUGGGCCUUGGUAUUUGCUGGAGCCAUUGGCCAGGCGCAGUUCUCACACAUGGGUGCCUCCAUGCACCCGCGCACACCCUUCACCUACCGCGUGCCAGAGGACACCUGGGCCACCUUCUUUCUGAGCAACCUGCUGUUUGCACUGGGUCCCCACCUGCUGGCUUUCCGCUGCCUGUGGCGGCCCGCCUUCUUCUUGAAUGAAGCACCGCGGUCUUCGCCCCAGGACCAAAUCAAGAAGCAGCAGUGAGCAUGCGCAUCUCUCUGCUAAGCUGUCUACCUGUGCUGCCUUCGUCCUUGCCCUCCGAGGGUGGGUUGGCCAUGAAAUGAUGGACACAUGGAGAAGCUGCAAUCCGAGCUGGAAAGGAGCAGAGGUGUUCUUGCUAUGUCACUGUGCCUCAAAGAUCACAAGGACGCUAACGCCCUCUCCUGGGAUCUAGCCAUCACCUCCUCCCAUACUUUUAAUAAAAGCCCUUCCAAUGUCUA
This is a messenger RNA of Mastomys coucha (southern multimammate mouse), 2734 nucleotides long. It is a transcript of the gene Tm6sf2, whose product is annotated as transmembrane 6 superfamily member 2. Gene Ontology annotation, biological process: lipid homeostasis; regulation of lipid metabolic process. Gene Ontology annotation, cellular component: endoplasmic reticulum membrane; endoplasmic reticulum-Golgi intermediate compartment membrane. Lineage: Eukaryota; Metazoa; Chordata; Mammalia; Rodentia; Muridae. The transcript has 9 exons. The record is from RefSeq and is a predicted model, not a curated record. The coding region runs from base 1515 to 2498 and encodes 327 amino acids.